This is a messenger RNA of Panicum virgatum (switchgrass), 2088 nucleotides long. RefSeq names its product IAA-amino acid hydrolase ILR1-like 9. Gene Ontology annotation, biological process: auxin metabolic process. The coding region runs from base 137 to 1438 and encodes 433 amino acids. The transcript has 6 exons. The record is from RefSeq and is a predicted model, not a curated record. NCBI's taxonomy places the organism in Eukaryota, Viridiplantae, Streptophyta, Magnoliopsida, Poales, Poaceae. Gene Ontology annotation, molecular function: IAA-Ala conjugate hydrolase activity. Gene Ontology annotation, cellular component: endoplasmic reticulum.
AUAAUGAACCAUGGAAGUAGGGGAUAAACACAAGGAUCCAAGAUUCUAGUAGGAUUUUGAUUUUCAAUUUUUCACUUUGGUGCCACUCGUCCGUCCACUCCGAAGCCGCCUCCGAGACAACUCAUCUCCUUGGACCAUGGCCGCCGCCGCGGCGUCUUGCCUCCUCCUACCCAUACUACUCGGCUUCCGCCUUUCCCUCGCCUCACCGGCGGAGGCGCACCUCGCGGGGGAGCUCCUGGCCGAGGCGCGCGCGCCGGGGUUCGCCGCGUGGCUGCGCGGCCUGCGCCGGCGCAUCCACCAGCGGCCCGAGAUGGCGUUCCAGGAGUACCGCACCAUCGAGCUCGUGCGGGCCGAGCUCGACGCGAUCGGCGUGCCGUACAGGUGGCCAGUCGCCCAGACCGGCGUCGUGGCGACCAUCGUUGGUGGCGGCGGCGGCCACGACGACGGGCCCGUAGUCGCGCUCCGAGCCGACAUGGACGCGCUCCCCUUGCAGGAAUUAGUAGAUUGGGAGUACAAGAGCCAGGAAAGUGGGAAAAUGCAUGCUUGUGGACACGAUGCACACACAACAAUGCUCCUGGGAGCUGCUAAGCUACUUCAAGAUCGGAAGGGUGACUUGAAGGGUACUGUGAAACUUGUAUUCCAGCCAGCAGAGGAGGGUUACGGCGGGGCCUACUACAUCUUACAAGAAGGCUGUCUUGAUGACGUGUCAGCGAUAUUUGGCUUGCAUGUCAGCCCAGACCUUCUAUUAGGUGCCGUUUCAUCCAGGCCAGGACCCUUCUCUGCAACAUCAGCUCGAUUCAUAGCAACCCUGAAUGGAAAAGGUGGACAUGCUGCAGUACCCCAUCAGUCCAUCGAUCCUAUUGUAGCUGCGUCCACUGCCAUCCUCAGUCUUCAACAAAUUGUCUCCCGGGAAAUUGAUCCGCUCCAGAGUGCAGUGGUAUCUAUCACCUUUCUGAAAGGAGGAGAAGCUUUCAAUGUUAUUCCAGAGUCUGUGACCUUCGGUGGCACCUUGAGGAGCCUGUCAAAUGAAGGUUUAUCAUAUCUCAAGAAGAGGAUCAGAGAGAUUGUAGAAGGGCAGUCUGCGGCACAUCACUGUACUGCCUCUGUGGACUUCAUGGAGGACAAGAUGAGGCCAUAUCCUGUUGUGAUCAAUGAUGAAGGGAUGUAUGGUCAUGCUAAGGCAGUGGCUGAGAGAUUCCUUGGUGAAAAGAACGUCAGGGUUUCUCCCCUGGUAAUGGGUGCCGAGGAUUUUGGGUUCUAUGCUCAGAGAAUGGCGGGUGCCUUCUUCAACAUUGGGAUCCGCAACGAGAGCACAAUGUCAGCAGUCCAUAAACUUCACUCCCCAUACUUUGAGAUCGAUGAAGAUGUACCUCCCGUGGGAUCUGCAUUCCAUGCUGCCGUUGCAAUUGAAUACUUGAAGAAGCAUGGAUCAACAUGAAACAGAAUAGGAACAUAUAGGGGCUAUAUAUGCUCUCUUCAUUCAUCCAGCCUCUUUUUUUGCAGGUUCGUCAAGGAUAUUGAGAAGUGGACAUGUUGAAGACCCAACAUUUUAGAAAAUGUAAAUAAAACUUCACUGAGGAAGAAAAAUUGGUUGCAAACAAACUUCGACAUCAGUAGCAUGUUGUUGAAUUAUCUUGUACGUAGGAAUGACCAUUGGCACAAAGAAGGAGCUAGCUGUAAAAUAACAGAACCAACCCACUAUAUUUACAUCCUUGAGUUAAAUUUGAAAGAAUAGGAAAAGGCAAUGUGAAUACUAAAGCAAAAAAUAUGGAUCUUCUUUACGAUGUAGUAGCACAUCAGCAUAGAUGCUUGGGCUCUAGACACUUGAAAGAGGCGAACAUAGAAAAUACUUAGUUGUGAAAUGGCUUUGGGAUCGGAAAUGCCUUCACAUGCAAAAUUUAUUUUCUACAAUGCAAGAACAGGAUGUGGAUGCACUAAAAAAAUAAUUAUCUCCUAAACAUGAAAGAGUCUCUGAUAAAUAAAAUUGCGUACCAUGGUUUCUGUUAUAAUGUUUCCAACUUUAAACAUGAAAGAAUCUCUGAUAUAAAGUUGCGUGCCAUGGUUUCUGUCAAUAUUAAAAUAAUUUCA